AUGAUGAACAAAUUAUUCAGACAAAGUCAUUUGGCAAAUACCCUAAGAACUAAAACAAUCUUUAGAAGGGAGUUCUCAACAGAAGUAAAGGAUGCAUUUAACAAUAUUCCUCAGGGAAUUAAAGAUCUUACUUCAAGAAAAAUCUACAAAACUCACAACCACCCAUUGAAUACACUAAUUACUAAAAUUGAGGAUUUCUUUUUGAACAAGAAAGUCAGUGACCUUUAAAUUCCAGGAGAAAAGUUCAAACUUUUCUAGGACUUUGACCCACUAGUUAAAGUGAAAGAAUGCUUUGAUGACUUAGGGAUUCCAGAAGACCAUGUAUCUAGAAGAGUCACAGAUACUUACUAUCAUAACAAAGAGAUAGUUUUAAGACCACAUACAUCGGUUCAUCAAAUCCCAUUAAUGAAACUACAAGGAAACAGUGCUUUUCUAGUUGUUGGAGAUGUUUAUCGUAAAGAUACUGUUGAUAAAACUCAUUACCCUGCUUUCCAUUAAAUGGAGGGUGUGAGAACUUAUUCAUUAAAGGAUAUUGGAGCUAAGGACAUCAAAGAAGCCAAGCUUAUUACUGAGAGAGAUUUAAAGUAAGUUCUUGAAAAUCUUGCUAGAAAUAUAUUUGGAGAUGUUGAAAUGAGAUGGGUUGACGCUUACUUCCCUUUUACUGAACCUUCAAUUGAGCUUGAGAUUUUCUAUAACAAUGAAUGGCUAGAGGUUUUAGGAUGCGGGGUUAUUCAUAACUAAGUAAUGGCGAGAGCUGGUAAGGACAUCAAUAAUGAAUGCGGCUGGGCUUUUGGCUUAGGUCUAGAGAGAUGGGCAAUGAAACUAUUUGAUAUCAAUGAUAUUAGAUUGUUUUGGAGUUAAGAUGAUAGGUUCAUUAAUCAAUUUAAGCAUGGUGAGAUCUCAAAAUUCAAGCCAUAUUCAAAGUAUCCAGCUUGCUAUAAAGAUAUUGCUUUUUGGGUACCUUCUCCUGUAUCUGAUGACACUUUCAAUGAGAAUGACUUCUUUUACCUAGUAAGAAGCAUCUCUUAAGAUAUGGCAGAAACUGUGGAACUCAUUGACACUUUCACCCAUCCAAAGAGUUAACGAGUCAGCAGAUGCUACCGUAUAAACUACAGAAAUAUGGACAGAUCACUUACCAAUGAAGAGGUAGAUGCACUUCAAGUCAAAAUUAGAGGACUUGUCGAAACAGAGCUUGGCUGUGAACUAAGAUGA
Messenger RNA from Stylonychia lemnae, 1212 nucleotides. NCBI's taxonomy places the organism in Eukaryota, Ciliophora, Spirotrichea, Sporadotrichida, Oxytrichidae. The record is from the annotation of a GenBank genome assembly.